Molecule: messenger RNA, 1960 nt
Organism: Hydractinia symbiolongicarpus
Lineage: Eukaryota; Metazoa; Cnidaria; Hydrozoa; Anthoathecata; Hydractiniidae
Product: serine protease 23-like
Exons: 2
Coding region: 293-1444 (383 amino acids)
Biological process (GO): proteolysis
Molecular function (GO): serine-type endopeptidase activity
Source: RefSeq, a predicted model, not a curated record
AUAUAUAAAACACUUCUAAAUGACUGUCUGGUGGAUCAUUACGAUUAGUAAUGUUUAUAUUAAGUAUGUAUACAACAUGCUUAGAACAUAUGUGUAAUUCUUUUCUUAUUGUUUCGUACUUCGUAGUAUGAUGACAGUACACGAGUUAUCUGAAUCUGCUUCACGAUAAAGAUGGUAAUUUUGCAUGUUGUAUUUAGUUAUUAAAUUUUUGUAUACUUCUAGAUAGACUAAUUUAAAGUCUGAAAAACACGUUUGGACAAUGUGAAUAUUAUUUCAAUGUGAUUUAAUAAAGAUGUAUCAAAAUUUGCGAAAUCUUCUGGGAUUAUUGCUGAUGUCAGCAUCUUUAGUGCUAGGCUAUGAUAUAUUCAAUGAUGUUUAUUAUCCUGGCAAGAAGGGUACCCUACUUGAAGAAGAAGACUUCUCACACCUACCUAAAAUUUUCAAACGAUAUCGACGUAUUGAAAGAAGAACUAAAUUUACAGGCCACCAUAACGCAUCGUCUUUUUAUACAUCCCACGAAAGCGGAAAAGAGCAAUUCAAUGACGUCUUGUCGCAUCUAUCCUGGGAAACGACGUCGGUCAGAACAGGAAGACGCGUCGCAACGUACGUGAAUGUCGCAUCGAACCGAAUUGGCAAUACACCAUAUAAUCAAAAAAUUAUAUACUACCGUAAAUUAACGGAAACAAAACGAAGGAAACGAACGAGAAGGAAUAUUUACGGGCAAGACGACCGAGCUUAUAUUCCGAUAAAUAAACAUUUCGGACUAAAAGAGCCGUAUAGUUACACCGUUAAACUGUCUGUCGGGUGUACAGGAAUUAUUAUUUCGCCUCGUCAUGUGUUAACAGCAGCGCAUUGCAUACAUAGCCAAAAGGACUACCUUGCUGAUACGAAAAAACUAAAAGCUGGAUUUUUACAAACUGAUAAUAAAAUCGAAUGGAUUUCGAUUAAAAGCAUGAAAGUAUCGAAAGGCUGGACAAAUGGUAAAGUUGAAAACGGCCCGUUUUAUGAUUAUGCCUUACUGAAAUUAGUACGAAAACACGGACGGCCUUAUAUACGGUUAGGUAUAAGCGAAAGUGAACAUCAUGGCGCCGGUGAGAGGAUUUCUUUUACAGGCUUUGAUGAAGAUAAACCAGCGAACACGAUGUGGUAUAGGUCAUGUAGUGUUAUGGAAGACGACCCCAGUUUUUUAUACCAUUACUGCGACGCUAAGCCUGGUUCAUCCGGAUCCGGUGUUUACUCCUGGGUAUAUGACGAAAGCGAAAAAGAAUGGAAACGAGCGUUAGUGGGCGUAUUCUCAGGAAACAGAUGGCGUAAAUAUGAUGAAUUUUACGUAAUUCAACGUAACUUUAACGUAGCAGUUCGGCUCACGUCAAACAGAUACGCGCAAAUUUGCAAGUGGCUUGGUAAAACUGCUGACCAGGUUUGUCAUGCUCAAAACAAAUAAGGAGGGAAAAACUUGUGAAUAACAUAAUUCGGAUAUUUAAAGUUUAAGUUACCCCUAAUAUUAAAAAGUUGAGUCUUUUCGCUCUUUUUAUUGCUGCAAUGUUCCGCUUUUGCAACCUCGCUCUCAGUGCGUCUUUUAAAGACGGCCAUAUAUGACAGAAAGCAAAAAUAAGCCUUGAAAACAAAGUUGUCAUUUGCUUCUCUUUUUUAAUAUUACUUGCAUCAGCUGGUCAAUUUUUCGUAGCUAAAAAUGAAAAUUAAUUCAAAAACAUAACAGGCAAGCCAUUUCAAAAUUUCUUAUUUCCAAACCUUUUCAGUAUGUUUGUUGUGUGCUAUGUAUUUAAAGAAUUACGAAAUAACAAUAAUAUAAUUUCUGGCUUUAUUUAUUAGUUCUUUGAAAGAAUUCAUAAAAAUUAUAUUUUUAAAACAUUUUUUUUUCUCUCUGUAAAUAUAUACAUAUUUUAUGUAAACAUAGCAUCAAGCUGUAGUUUUGUGUUCAAAUAAAUAUUGCAAUGGA